Ricinus communis (castor bean) is the source of this 3426-nucleotide messenger RNA. RefSeq names its product insulin-degrading enzyme-like 1, peroxisomal. Gene Ontology annotation, molecular function: metal ion binding; metalloendopeptidase activity. Gene Ontology annotation, biological process: peptide catabolic process. NCBI's taxonomy places the organism in Eukaryota, Viridiplantae, Streptophyta, Magnoliopsida, Malpighiales, Euphorbiaceae. The transcript has 26 exons. Gene Ontology annotation, cellular component: cytosol; mitochondrion. The coding region runs from base 104 to 3007 and encodes 967 amino acids. The record is from RefSeq and is a predicted model, not a curated record.
AAGUAUACAGCGCCCUGUAUAUUUAGAAACCAACAAUAAAAUUUAGCAAAGAAGCAAGUCUUGUCUUCGUCUUCUCUUUACCUUAAUCUAAGCAGAAACAAAAAUGGCGGUUGGAAAAGAGGAGGUGGAGAUAGUGAAAGCAAGAACAGACAAGAGAGAAUAUAGGAGAAUCGUUCUUAGAAACUCACUUGAAGUCCUUUUAAUAAGUGAUCCUGAAACCGAUAAGUGUGCUGCUUCGAUGGAUGUUAGUGUUGGUUUCUUUAGCGAUCCCGCUGGCCUCGAAGGCCUCGCUCAUUUUCUCGAGCAUAUGUUGUUUUAUGCCAGUGAGAAAUAUCCAUUAGAGGAUAGUUACUCCAAGUACAUUACUGAGCAUGGAGGCAGCACCAAUGCUUUUACAUCUUCUGAGUUCACCAACUAUUAUUUCGAUGUCAACACUGAUUGUUUUGAAGAUGCUUUGGACAGAUUCGCACAGUUCUUUAUUAAACCAUUGAUGUCAGCAGAUGCAACCAUGAGAGAAAUUAAGGCUGUUGAUUCUGAGAAUCAGAAAAAUUUACUCUCUGAUGCUUGGAGAAUGGGCCAGCUUCAGAAACAUCUAAGUGAUGAAGGCCACCCGUAUCACAAGUUUGGUACAGGGAAUUGGGAUACUCUGGAAGUUCGACCAAAAGCAAAAGGAUUGGACACAAGAAAUGAGCUUAUUAAAUUCUAUGAAGAGAACUAUUCAGCUAACCGUAUGCAUCUAGUGAUAUAUGCUAAGGAAAGCCUUGAUAAACUUCAAAUUCUUAUUGAGGACAAGUUUCAGCAUAUAAGAAACAAAGAUAGAAGCUGCUUGUCGUUUCCUGGGCAGCCUUGCUCAUCAGAACAUUUACAGAUACUUGUAAAAGCUGUCCCAAUAAAACAAGGUCACAGACUGAAAAUCAUUUGGCCAAUAACUCCAGAAAUUCUUCACUACAAGGAAGGGCCAUGUAGGUAUCUUGGUCAUCUUAUUGGCCAUGAAGGAGAAGGAUCUUUAUUUUAUGUCUUGAAAACUUUGGGAUGGGCUACUAGUUUGAGUGCUGGUGAAGGCGACUGGACAAUGGAGUUUUCUUUCUUCAAAGUAGGGAUAGAUCUUACAGAUGCUGGUCAUGAGCACAUGCAGGAUAUAAUAGGGCUGCUAUUUAAAUACAUUCAUCUCUUGCAGCAGUCUGGUGUUUCGGAAUGGAUAUUUAAUGAGCUUGCUGCUGUUUGUGAGACAUCAUUCCAUUAUCAGGACAAAAUCCCUCCAAUUGAUUAUGUGGUUACAAUUGCAUGCAAUAUGAACAUUUAUCCUCCUAAAGAUUGGCUAGUUGGAUCAUCAUUGCCUUCUAAUUUCAGUCCAGACAUAAUUCAAAUGGUACUACACCAGCUUUCUCCAAAUAGUGUCCGAAUCUUUUGGGAGUCGAAGAACUUUGAAGGACAGACUGAAAAGGUAGAACCAUGGUAUGGAACUGCAUAUAGUGUUGAGAAAAUCGACAGCCUUGUGAUUCAGGAGUGGAUGCUAUCUGCUCCAGAUGAAAAUCUGCAUCUACCAGCACCCAAUGUGUUCAUCCCUACUGACUUGUCACUAAAGAGUGCUCAAGAGAAGGUCAUACUUCCAGUACUUUUAAGGAAGUCAUCCUAUUCUUCUUUAUGGUACAAGCCUGACACAAUGUUCAACACACCCAAAGCAUAUGUUAAGAUAGAUUUUAGCUGCCCCCAUGCUGGCAGCUCUCCAGAGGCUGAUGUUCUAACUGAUAUUUUUGCACGGUUGUUAAUGGAUUAUUUGAAUGAGUAUGCUUAUUAUGCUCAAGUUGCUGGUCUUUAUUAUGGCAUUACCAAAACAGACAGUGGUUUUCAGGUGACUCUGGUUGGUUACAAUCACAAACUGAAGAUAUUGUUGGAAACUGUCAUUGAAAAGAUUGCAAAAUUUAAAGUUAAUCCUGACAGGUUUUCUGUGAUCAAGGAGAUGGUGAUAAAAAAAUAUAAAAAUUUCAAGUUUCAGCAGCCUUAUCAGCAGGCUAUAUACUAUUCCUCUUUAAUAUUACAGAAUCAAGCAUGGCCUUGGAUGGAAGAACUUGAAGUUCUUCCUCAUCUUGUUGCUGAAGAUCUUGCUAAGUUUGUUCCAAUAAUGCUCUCGAGAUCCUUCUUAGAGUGCUAUAUAGCAGGUAACAUUGAAAGCAUUGAAGCAGAAUCGAUAAUUGAGCAUAUUGAGAAUGUAUUUUUCAAGGGUCAAAACCCAAUUUGCCAACCAUUAUUUCCAUCUCAGCAUUUGACCAAUAGAGUUAUGAAGCUUGGAAGGGGAAAGAGUUACUUUUAUGCUAUUGAAGGCUUGAAUCCCUCCGAUGAGAAUUCUGCUUUAGUGCAUUAUAUUCAGGUUCAUCAAGAUGAUUUUCUGUUGAAUGUAAAACUUCAGCUUUUUGCUUUAAUUGCAAAGCAACCGGCUUUCCACCAGCUUAGAUCGGUUGAGCAACUUGGAUAUAUUACUGUCCUCAUGCCAAGGAAUGAUUCUGGUAUUCGUGGAGUACAUUUUAUUAUCCAAUCUACAGUGAAGGGCCCUGUACAUAUUGAUUUGAGAGUUGAAGCAUUCCUCAAGUCAUUCGAAACCAAACUUUAUGAGAUGACAAAUGAUGAAUUUAAGAAUAAUGUCAAUUCUUUGAUUGAUAUGAAACUUGAGAAGCACAAGAAUUUGGGGGAAGAAUCUGGAUUUUACUGGCGAGAGAUUGCGGAUGGCACCCUAAAAUUUGAUAGGAGAGAUUCUGAGGUGGCUGCACUAAGGCAGCUUACACAGCAAGAAUUUGUAGAUUUCUUCAAUGAGAAUAUUAAAGUGGGUGCACCUGGGAGGAGGACAUUAAGUAUUAGAGUUUAUGGAGCUUCACAUUCAGCGGAGUACACAUCAGAUAAGAGUGAAUCUCUUCUGCCAAACUCAAUCCAAAUAGAUGAUAUUUUCAGUUUUAGAAGAACACAAUCACUUUAUGGUUCCUGCAGAGGGGGCUUUGGCCAUAUGAAGUUAUAGAAUUUGAAUCCGUAAAAGAGGCUGUUGAGAUUUCUGGAAUAUGGUGGAAGCUUUGCCUUGGCAAUAUGCACAAACUUAGUGGAGAAAAUUUGAGGCCUGGAGAUAAGCUUUGCCAUGAGAACAGAAUGUUUGCCAUUUCGUCUGGUGGGAAGUAUUGUCAAGAGUGAUUGUCAAGGAUAGCAGUAUUAUUCCCUGCAUGGCACCACAAGUAUGAAUCAUGUUUCCUAAAUCUCUUUCACUUUCAACCUCAGCAUUUAUAUUGUAAUUUAUGGUCUUGUGGCAUCAUUUUUAUUUUAUCGUCAUUUAUGCACAAUUGAACCUUGGGGAAACCACCGGAAUAUACAUUCUUCUGUAUCAUUUGACAAAAUAGGAUACAGCUUGCAAUAAAAAAGUUGAUGGCGGGGGAAAAAUUAUUAUUA